ACGAGGGAAGUGGCGGGUGGGGACUAAGGGGGGCGUGCAGGUGAGCCGGCCGGCCGGGGGUCGCGGGUAUGGCGGAGGCCAGGAAGCGGCGGGAGCUGCUCCCGCUCAUCUACCAGCAUCUGCUGCAGGCGGGCUAUGUGCGCGCGGCGCGGGAAGUGAAGGAGCAGAGCGGCCAGAAAACUUUCCUGACUCAGCCCGUAACCCUUCUGGACAUCUAUACGCACUGGCAACAAACCUCGGAGCUCGGCCAGAAGAGGAAGGCCGAGGACGAUGCGGCACUGCAAGCCAAGAAGACCCGCGUGUCAGACCCCAUCAGCAGCUCCGAGAGCUCGGAAGAGGAGGAAGAAGCAGAAGCCCUACUUGCCAAAACCACCCCAAGGCCAGCGUCUGUCAACUCCUCUGUUACGGCAGUGACUUUGCCGUCAGGCAUGAAAGAAAAGGCCAAGGCACAGAGCAAGGCGGCCAAGGCUGUGAACUCUGUGCCACACCCUGCCUCUGGGAAGGCCCUAGCCCACCUGCUGACUGGGAAGUCAGCCCGGAAGUCAGGAGAACCCUCAGCAAACACAGUCUUGGCCUCAGAGACCGAGGAGGAGGGCGGUGUCCCGGCCCCUGCACCCACCGCCAAGCCUGGGUUGGUGUCAGCGAGCCAGGCCGACAGCUCCAGCGAGGACACCUCCAGCUCGAGCGAUGAGACGGAUGUGGAGGUGACACCGUCAGCGAAACCUGCCCCGAUCAGAGCCCCGCCGGCCCCUGCCCAGGAGCCUGCAGUGAGAAGGGCAGCUCCGGCCCCUGGGAAGGUGGGGGCUGUGACACCCCAGGCCAAAGGAGGGGCACUGACCCUGGCCGCGAGGGCCAGGAAGCCGGAAGAGGAGUCAGAGAGCAGUGAGGAGUCUGACAGUGAGGAGGAGGCCCCUGCGGGGAGGCCCAGCCAGGUGAAUGCCUCUACGAAAGUUCUCCAGGUCAGACCUUCCUCAACCACUGCCAAAGGGACCCCUGGUAAAGUGGUCACCCCAGCACCCCCUCGAAAGGCUGGGCUCAUUGCCCCCCAGGCCAAGGCAGGCAGGCCAGAGGAGGACUCGGGGAGCAGCAGCGAGGCAUCAUCUGACAGCGAGGAAGAGACGCCAGCUGCCAGGACCCCACUGCAGGCGAAGCCCCCAGGGAAGACUCCCCAGGUCAGAGCUGCCUUUGCCCCUGCCAAGGGGUCUCCCAGGAAAGGGACCCUUCCAGUGGCUCCUGGCAAAACAGGACCUGCAGCCACCCAGGCCCAAGUAGGGAAGCUGGAGGUGGACUCAGAGAGCAGCAGCAAGGAGUCGGACAGCGAUGAGGAGACCCCGGCAUCCAUGGGCGUCACUGUGAGCCCAGCUCAGGUGAAGCCCUCAGGGAAGAAUUCCUGGGUGAGACCCGCACCUACUGUGGGCGCAGGGCCCUCGGGGAAAGGCAGUGGCCUAGCACCCCCUGGGAAGGCAGCGCCUGCAGCCCCUUUGACUCAGGUGGUUAAGCCGGAGGACGAGUCAGACAGCAGCAGCGAGGAGGAGUCAGACAGCGAGGGGGAGACGACCCCGGCUGUGUCUGCCACCCAGGCAAAGCCCCCAGGGAAAAUCCUCCAGGUCAGACCUGCCUCAGGUCCCACCAAGGGACCCUUGGGGAAAGAUGUGGCCAUGGCACCUUCCCAGAAGUUGGGGCCCGGGGCCACCCAGGUGAAGGCUGAAAGGGCCAAGGAAAACUCAGAAAGCAGCGAGGAGUCCUCUGACAGCGUGGAGGAGGCACCCACAGCCACGACUCCAGCUCAGGCAAAACCAGCUCUGAAAACUCAAGCCAAGGCCUCUCCCAAGAAAGGCACCCCUGUUACCCCUGCAAAUACCAAGGUCGCCCCCGUGCGAGUGGGCACCCCAGCCCCCUGGAAGGCUGGCGCAGCCACCUCUCCAGCUACCGCCUCGUCCCCAGCUGUGGCCUGGGGCGCCCGGAGGCCCCAGGAGGACUCCUCGAGCAGUGAGGAGUCAGAGAGCGAGGAGGAGACAGCUCCUGCUGCAACAGUGACCUCUGUGGGCAAAGGCUUCCAGGCGAAAGCUGCCCCGGCGACCACGCCUCUGCUCCCUGGAAAGAUGGGGCCUGCGGUCCAGAUCAAAGCCAAGGCUCAUGAGGACUCUGAGAGCAGCGAGGAGGAGUCUGACAGUGCGCAGGCUGCCUCCACUCCAGCACAGGUACAGGCCUCUGCAAGAACCCCUCAGACCAAGGCCAGUGCAGCUGCUACAAAAGCAUCUUCAGCCGAAGGGGUCACAUCACCUCCUGGAAAAGUUGUCGCUGCAGCUGCCCAGGCCAAGCAGGGAUCCCCAGCCAAGGUAAAGCUGCCUGUGAGAGCCCCCCAGAACAGUGCCCUGGGGAAGGCAGUGGCUACAACAGGCCCGGCCCAAAAGGGGCCCGUUGGGAGGCCACAGGAGGAGGACUCUGAGAGCAGUGAGGAGUCCUCAGACAGUGAGGAGGAGGCACCAGCUCAGGUGAAGCCCUUGGGAAAGACACCCCAGGUCAGAGCUGCCUCAGCCCCUGCCAAGGAGUCCCCCAGGAAAGGGGUCCCUCUAGUACCCCCUGGCAAGGCAGGGCCUGCAGCUGCCCAGGCCCAGCUGGGGAAGAAGGAGGAUUCAGAGAGCAGCAGCGAGGAGUCAGACAGCGGAAGGGAGGCACCUGCAGCCAUGACCCCAGCCCAGGUGAAACCGGCUGUAAAAAACCCCCAAGUCAAGGCCUCUCCGGUGAAAGGCGCCCUAGGCGCCCCCACGUCUGUGAAGGCGUCCACAGCAAAAGCCGACACACCAGCCCCGUGGAAGGCUAAGCAAGCAAGUCCUGCCAAGGUCUUAUCGCCUCGCAAGGACAGUAACUCCAAAACACCCAGAAGCAAGACCCUCACCCCAGCACCCCCAGAGAAAAAGGCACAGGAGUCCUCAGAGAGCAGUGAUGAGGAGUGGCCUUCGAGCCAGGUGAUUAAACCCCCUCUGAUUUUUGUCGACCCUAAUCGUAGUCCAGCUGGCCCGGCUGCUGCCCCCGCACAGGCCCAGGCUGCGGGCGCCCAGAGGAAGACCCGGGCCUCGGAAAGCUCAGCCCAGAGCUCCUCAGACACCGAGGAUGAGGACGUGAUCCCCGCCACGCAGUCCUUGGCUCCUGCCUACAGAACCAGCGUGGUGCCCACUGGCCGCCCAAGGACAGGCCUUGGGGCCAGCGGCAGCGAGGAGAGCAGUCGGGUGUCAGAAGGCAAGAAGCAGGAGACACCAGCCCCGCAGGUGGCAAAGAGGAACCCAGCAUCCCUCCCGCUGACCCAGGCUGCCCUGAAGGUCCUCGCCCAGAAAGCAAGUGAGGCCCAGCCUCCUCGUGCCAGGACCCAGUCUUCAAGCGGGGUUGACGGGACUGUGGGAACACUCCCCGUGACGAGUCCUCAGAGCGCCGCUGUCCAGGCCAAAGUGACCAGUAACCUCAGAAAAAGCAAAGGCCAGCAGACCACAGCCCCUCCCUUGGGACACCCCAAGGCCAAAGCCCCUGGGAGUUCAGAUGACAGCGAGGACAGCAGCAACAGCUCCUCAGGGAGCGAGGAGGGUGCCGAGGGACCCCAGCUGACCAAGUCGACCCCCAGGCCAGCAGGUUCAGUCCCCGCUGGGAAGGAGACCUUGGUGGAGGAGACCUCCGAGUCCAGUGAGGAUGAGGUGGUGGCGCCUUCCCAGUCUCUCCUCUCAGGUUAUGUGGCUCCUGGGCUGACCCCAGCCAAUUCCCAGGUUUCAAAGUCUACUCCCAGGCCAGACUCCAACCCUUUAGUUUCCUCUACUCCGGCUACCAAAGAUGACCUGGAUGGCAAGCAGGAGGCAGAGCCACAGCAAGCCGUGGGCACUGUGUCCCCUAAAGCAGGUAGAAAACAGGCCACCUCUGGAACCACACCUCAAAAGCCCCGGAAGCCCAAGAAGGGCGCCCCGGGCACCCAAGCCUCAAUCCUGCCAAGCAGCAUCACCCAGCGCCUCCUGGGCGAGCCCUGGCCCCUGAGUGAGGCCCAGGUGCAGGCCUCGGUGGUGAAGGUGCUGACGGAGCUGCUGGAGCAGGAGAAGAAGAAAGCCCUGGACGCCUCCAAGGAGAGCAGCAAGAAGGGCCGCAAGCGCAAGCUGGUGGUGGACCAGCUGGCCCCCAAGGCCCCCAAGAGCAAGAAGAAGAAGCCGGCGGCGGCUGGGGAGUGUAGGGAGGGCGCUGAUUCUCAAGAAAAGGCCUCCCGGACUUCCAAGGGGAAAGCAAAGAAAGACAAAGCGAGUGGUGAUGGCCAGGAGAAGAAAGGGAAGGGGCCUUUUGGCUCCCCAGGGGCCAGGGACAAGUCAGAAGGGGAGCUCGGAACAGCGAAGGUUGAGGGAGGCGAUCAAAGCAACUCGAAGAGCAAGAAGGAGAAGAAGAAAUCUGACAAGAAGAAAAAAGACAAAGAAAAAAAGGAGAAGAAGAAGAAAGCAAAAAGAGCCUCAGCCAAAGACCCUGAGUCACCGUUCCAGAAGAAAAAGAAGAAAAAGAAGGUGGCCGAGCAGGCAGUGUGAGGGGCCGGGCCGAAGGCACAGGAAUCUCUUCACUGAGUGGUGACUGCCCCAUGCCUCUGACCUCUGACCUCUGCCCACCGUGGGCUGGAACUGAUUUUAGAACUCCUCUCCGUGCGGCAGAAGCUCAUCAGUCCAGGGGCUCCACACUGGCCAAGCCAGUGAGCCUGCGGGGGGCUGGUCCGAUGAGGUGGGUGGGCCCAGCUCCCAUGGCCUCGCCCACCCUUCCCAACAUGGGCGCUUGCGUAGAUGUGUACAGUAUAUAUAUUUUUUUAAGGGACCUGCCUCUUGCUCUUCAAACCCAACCUGCCCAAAGGCCUUGGGACUUGCCAGCCUGCUCCGCAGCCCCAGGAGGCCCAGCCAGCGGCUCAUCCCUCGCCACUUGGGCUCCUGCUGGUACUGAGGCCUUGUCCUUUUGUCCGUUUUUCCAGUUGUGGUUUGGUUUUGUUUUUUAAGAACUCAAAAAAAAUAAAGACUGAAAGGAAA
This is a messenger RNA of Oryctolagus cuniculus (rabbit), 5030 nucleotides long. It is a transcript of the gene TCOF1, whose product is annotated as treacle ribosome biogenesis factor 1. Gene Ontology annotation, biological process: nucleolar large rRNA transcription by RNA polymerase I. Lineage: Eukaryota; Metazoa; Chordata; Mammalia; Lagomorpha; Leporidae. Gene Ontology annotation, molecular function: RNA binding; scaffold protein binding. The record is from RefSeq and is a predicted model, not a curated record. Gene Ontology annotation, cellular component: nucleolus.